Messenger RNA from Thecamonas trahens ATCC 50062, 348 nucleotides. RefSeq lists its product as uncharacterized. Bases 1 to 348 code for a protein of 115 amino acids. The transcript is spliced from 2 exons. The record is from RefSeq and is a predicted model, not a curated record. NCBI's taxonomy places the organism in Eukaryota, Apusomonadida, Apusomonadidae.
AUGCGGCGUGGGUCGGGCAGGCGGUCGAUGCCGGGCGUGUCGGUGGUGUCAGGAGCAGGGAAGACCGAAGCAGAGGUGCGGACAGGGAGCAGUACGGUCGAAAGCGGCGACGAGGAGGCCUAUGUACCGGCGGGCAUCUCGCUGGCCCAGCUUGCAUCGGCUGGAGUGACGGAGGGCUCACUGAGCUUUGAAGAGCUCGGUAUGGACCUCGAGGCAGAGGCCGGACAACCGGGCAGGACAGAGUCGCGGCCGGAUCUCGGGCUGCGAUCGCAGACAUCAGUGCUCUCGCUGACCAAGCUGCACAUGAUGAUGUCGGAGAGCAAUGACGAACCGGGCUCGAUCCGUUGA